Messenger RNA from Miscanthus lutarioriparius, 1386 nucleotides. The record is from the annotation of a GenBank genome assembly. Lineage: Eukaryota; Viridiplantae; Streptophyta; Magnoliopsida; Poales; Poaceae.
AUGGAUCGAAGUUGGAUGAGUAAGCCAAGACAGGAUACUGCAUAUCAAGAUGGUGUUGAGCAAUUUUUGACUUUCGCUUACGGGACAUUCCACGUGAUAGCGAGAUACUUUGUCCUUGCAAAAAUGCAAAACAGAUUAAACCAUAGCCAUGAUGAAGUCAGGACACAUUUGAGAUGUGAUGGUAUUAUUCAAGGUUAUACGACCUGGGUUCAUCAUGGAGAGAUGUAUGAAAGUCCACAAUUUGCAUUUGUUGACGUGCCAACUGACACUACAAACUUGCCUACUUCGGGUGUCUCAAGGGCUCCUGCAGUACAAGAUGGCAUGCAAGAACUACUUCAAGCUGCCUUUUUCAGGAAUGAAAUGUUUGAGUCACUACCAAGUAUGUCUGAAGGUGUAGUAGAUGUUGAAUUAGGAUUUGCAGAUAUGGAACAAACUGUAGCUGAGGAUGUGCAUCCUGCAGAUGACAAUGCUAAGGAGAGUGAACAGAAUCUAUAUGAAAGAUACUUGAAGGAUGCACACACAAGCUUAUAUCCUGGGUGUAAAUUUUCUAAGUUGUCAUUUUUGGUAAACUUAUAUUACUUAAAAUUCUUAAAUGGCUGGACACAAGAAUCAUUUACAAGACUUCUAGAAGAAGUUAGACCUGGUGGCCCCGCUCACUACUACCGUGGAUGUACCCCAUGGAGAGAUUUUUUGUUCGGCUUAAAAGCGCUUGUGAAGAAUGAGCUCAGCCAGAAGGUUCGAUUGCUGAAGGGCAAUAUGAAAGAUAUGUACAUGUUUGAGAGUGCUGGAGAACCAAUUGGAAAAGCUACUGUAAGCCAUUUUGAUAGCCAGCUUCUUAUUCAGGCACAUCGAUACGUGUUGCGACACUGCGAUGAACUUGAAGAAUUCCGCAAAGAGUUUGUGGAUGAGGAGAAAGGAAAAUCGUGUCCUUCAACAACUUUGAUUCUGGCUUCCAUCGAUAAGUUGAUAGACCAGCACUUCCCUGACUGGUUGGAACAGAAGGUUAUCCUAGGUGAUGGACUAGGAAUCACUAAAAAAGUUCGAGCUUUGGCUGCCAAACCGAGCAGACAUGGUGUGAGAUACAGCGGCUAUAUUAUUAAUGGUUUCAGGUUCCACACACUGAGUCGUGAGGCUGCAAGGUCGACACAAAAUAGUGGUGUAGUUAACAUUGCAGAAGAUGGGGUUAAUUAUUAUGGCAGAUUAACAGAUAUAAUAGAACUGACAUACACUGACUACAAGGCUGUUCUUUUCAAAUGUGAUUGGUAUGAUGUCCAUCAUCGUGCUGGUUUACGAAACGAUGAGUUUGGAUUACCACUUGUGAAUUUUUCAAAGAAAAUACACACUGGGGAAAAACUGGAGCAUUAUCCCUGUGUCUUUUCUUCAUAA